UUCUAGCUUUUAAAAAUGUUCCUAACAGUUUCACACUCAUAUUUCUUCUGUUUUUAUCUUUGGCAGUACAUAAAGAUCCCAGCACCGACCACUGAAUCUCCAGAUGGAUUCAGAGUCUUCUCAUUUUACCUUUCCAGUGACAGCAAAGACAAGCCUCAGUCCAGCUUUGACUGCAUUCACCAGUUUAUCUCAGGGGAGGGCAGGGAUCACUUGGAGAGUAAGGGGAGCAUUCAAGACAAGAUCACCGUUUGUGCCACAGACGACUCUUACCAGACCACACGCGAGCGCAUGUCACAGGUGGAGAAGGACAUCUGGAGCCGCACAGCGAUUGAGAUCAAGCCAGGACCAAGUAAGUGUGUGAAGGUGCAAAGGAAACAGGGCCUGGUCUCCAGCUCCGACAGCAGUAAUAAGCACUCCCCCAGCAACAAGAGGCCCCUGCUCCCCAGCCCGGUGGCACAUCGGCCCUUAAGGGAUCGCAUCAUUCAUCUCCUGGCCCUAAAGCCCUACAGGAAGCCUGACAUGCUACUAUGGCUAGAGAGGGAGAGGGCCAGCCCAAAGGACAAGGCUGAUCUGACCUCUGUACUAGAGGAGGUUGGUAAGCUGAAUCCUAAGGAUAGCAGCUACUCUCUGAAGGAUGAGCUUUACAAACUUGUCCAAAGAGACUGGCCUGGAUAUCUGGAAGAGGAAAAGCAACUUAUCCACAGGCUUCUCAUCAGAAAACUUCAGCCACUGCACAACAACCAAUCGAGGAGUCCCCAGUCCAUCCAUUCGUUGCACAAAACUCUUGGGGAUUCUCCCUCACGGCUCAGUCCUGCCAAAAAUCUCUCAGUGAAACGGUCACUGGUUUUGGACGCUUCCAGCAUCCAAACCCCCAAAAAACAAAAGCUGUCGGAACACUGUCUGCCCCUUCAGUCGCCCUCUCAUGCAGACUGUGGCACCAAUGGGGCUCGUAACUCCUCCAGUCACGGAAACUCUUGUGCGGCGACAAAAACAGAGUUUGACAUAACCAAUAAUCAUCUUCAGGGAAACCCAGUCGGUUUGUACUCGCCGCACAAGCUCAGCAUGCCGUGUGCUAUUUCCAAACUAGAGAAGACGGAACCGGCUCCCAUUUUACCCAGUCCUAAGCCUCGACACAAUGGCACCUCUAUAUGCACUAAACAGCAGCUCGCCAAUGGCCAGCACAAAAAGAAAAGGUCCAAGAAACACAAAGACAAGGAGCGAGAUCGCUUAAAGCCAGACUGGAUUGAGACUAGUCCAGACAUGAAGCAGAACCAAGAAAAUGUUAAAGCUACAGACCACGAGCGAGACAAAACACCUGUUAACCGAGCCUCAACUGAAGAACUGCCCGACUAUUUCAUAAAAUACAGCACUGUAACAACACUGGAGCAGCGGCAACUGUACCACGAUGACUUCUGUGCUGAGUACGAUGAAUAUAGAGUUCUUCAUGACAGAAUUGGGGCCAUCACGGAGAUGUUUAUUCAGUUGGGCUCAAAGAUCAACACUCUCACACCGGGUACACAGGAAUACAAGCUCAUGGAGGACCAAAUACUACAAAAAUAUCGAAAAUAUAAGAAAAAGUUCCCUGGAUACCGGGAAGAAAAGAAACGGUGCGAGUACCUCCACAAAAAGCUGUCGCAUAUCAAAUGCCUGAUCGUCGAAUAUGACCGGACACAGGGAUUAGUUUCCUAGUGACUGCACACUACCCACACCGGGUUGCAACAAAAGUGGACCAAAAGACUCCAGGUGGACCCAAAGACUGCCCAGCCAGGUCCCAGAGAUGCUGAGACACUUUAUUUUCCUCCACAGUGUCAAUGUAAUGGAGGGCGUAAGGUGCUCUGUCAAAAGUGGGCCGAGACCGCCUACUCGUGAUCAGAUGUUACCUUUUAAAGCUCUGUUUUUUCAGCUCUAUUUAUGGCUGGAAGAGCUGGUUUCAGUUCUGCUGUAAAACACGACAAGUAAAAAGGAGAGGCCAACAGAUGUGAUCCUUCCUACCUAAUUACAUAAUUUGUAAUUAUAUUUUUAAACUGGUUGAAACUUUAAAGUGUCAAUUUGUAAGUAACUAAGUGAUGGUACAAUCAAACUUAGGGGUAUAAA
This is a messenger RNA of Poecilia latipinna (sailfin molly), 2094 nucleotides long. RefSeq names its product RNA polymerase II elongation factor ELL2-like. The transcript is spliced from 10 exons. The record is from RefSeq and is a predicted model, not a curated record. NCBI's taxonomy places the organism in Eukaryota, Metazoa, Chordata, Actinopteri, Cyprinodontiformes, Poeciliidae. Gene Ontology annotation, cellular component: transcription elongation factor complex. Gene Ontology annotation, biological process: positive regulation of transcription elongation by RNA polymerase II; snRNA transcription by RNA polymerase II; transcription elongation by RNA polymerase II. Gene Ontology annotation, molecular function: cis-regulatory region sequence-specific DNA binding. The coding region runs from base 16 to 1689 and encodes 557 amino acids.